Messenger RNA from Zootoca vivipara (common lizard), 8325 nucleotides. It is a transcript of the gene STARD3, whose product is annotated as StAR related lipid transfer domain containing 3. Gene Ontology annotation, cellular component: endoplasmic reticulum membrane; endoplasmic reticulum-endosome membrane contact site; late endosome membrane. Gene Ontology annotation, biological process: cholesterol transport. NCBI's taxonomy places the organism in Eukaryota, Metazoa, Chordata, Lepidosauria, Squamata, Lacertidae. The record is from RefSeq and is a predicted model, not a curated record. Gene Ontology annotation, molecular function: cholesterol binding.
UAUAUUAUUAUAUAUUAUUGGAUGAGAAUUAAUACUUUGAAUUUUGGUGUGUUCAAAACGGUUCACAUGCAUUAGGUCAGGAAUCCUUAACAACAGACCUGUACGGUAGGUCAGUAUUAAUUGUCCUCAUGUUGUAGUUGUGGGUCUUUUAAGGUGUGUGUGUGUUCGUGUGAGGGUGGCUUACUUCUGCUGUAGCCCUGAGGUGAGAUUUCUCCUGGGGGCUUCCUGAGUCUCAUAGCUGCAAGGUUAUUAACCUACACAUGCUGCUGCUGUCAUAAUGAUAAAAAUUAUGAUAAAUAAAAACCAUAUGGUUGCAGGUUGGGGUCUAUUGCAAUAAAUAAUGGCGCCUUAGAAGAUUAACCUUGUUUAUUGUGGGUUGGGAUUUCCCAGGCUACAUACCCCACUUCAUCAGGUGACUUGAAGUGUUGCACAUUGUUGACAGCUACAGGUGCAUGGCGGUACAAGGAAAAUAAAUAAUGGGGUCAAAUUUGCAUAGAUGGGGAACUGAGGCUUGGCAUAAUGAAGUUCAUGAUGGAUCUAAGAUUUGGACUGGGGACUUGCUGAUUCAUAGUUCUAUGUCUUACUUUGAAGCUAGAUGUUGCCAUGGAGGAAAAAAAUGGCAAAAACAAAAGAAAGAAGAAGCUAGAUGUUGCCUAAAGCGAAGGACUGUCACCGAAAAGUAUUUCUAAUAAAAAAAUAGUUAUAAUUAUAGUGCUCAUACCUUAGUCAUCCUUGCAUCAACCCUGUAAGUUUGCAACUUUUGGAACACUUGCCAUUUUAGUCUGUUGCAGGAAAAACAGGCUUUUGCUACCUAGAAGAUUUUUCAGAAUAAUUGUAGUGUAAGUUCCUGUGGAGUAGAACAGUUCGCCUAAGGCCUCCUAAUGGUGUGGGACUUUCAAUCACUCUGUAGCACUUGUAAUGUGUGUAAGCACCUACUUUAUAUUUCUUCUGAGCAGGGGUGUAUUUAUUCACAUAAAGACUUCCAGGUCAGACAGUAGAACUAUUAUGCAGGCUUGAGCCUGACCACAUGUGAUUUUAGGGUGGAAACAAUGAAAAGAAGUUGAAGGAAUCUUUUAAUGUAUGUGUGUUUGGCAAUGAAAGGAUAAGACAUAAGAGGAAGAGAAACUUGAGUAGACUGGGGAAAGGAGAAAUGCUUAUUUUCCUUUAAAAGUACAGGAGACAGGAAUGUCCCCAGAGAUCAUCUGAUCAGUAACAAUCAGAGCAUGCAAAAAUGGCCUGGCAAGUGUCAGGCAAACAGCAGAUGUAAAGCAAAUAGCACGAGUGUCAUCUGCCAUAAGAACUCAGUAAGGUAGAUCAAUACUGUUACCACUAUAUUGCAAAUGGGAGCUCAGGCUAAGAAUAAUAGAUUACCUUGGAUCAAUUUAGUGAGUUUGUGGCAAAGUUGAGAUGCUGCUGAGGGGGGUGAAAGGCUUCCUGGAUCAUUGCUUUUAGUGUCUCAACCAACAUGCUACAUUAUUAAAUGCAUCUUUCCUCCAAAGAGGUCUCCAUCCCUUCAUAUUAUCUUCACAGCAGCCCUGUGAGGUAGGUUAGGCUGAGAAUUGAUGACUGGGCUGAGGUGACCCAGUGAGUUUUAUGGCUGUGUGAGGAUUUGAACCCUGGUCUCCCAGGUCCCAGUAUGACACACUAAUUUACAUGAUAGCAUGCCUGUGUGGGGCGAGUGCUGCUUCCUUGUGUAGGAGAGGUCAGGUUUCAAAGACUUUGCCUUCAUCCUAACACAGGCACGUCCAACAGGUAGAUCGUGAUCUACCGGUAGAUCACUGGAUGUCUGUGGUAGAUCAAUGGUAGAUCACUGGCUCCCCCCAAAGAAGCUCAACAACUUUGGCUCCCCUAAAAAAAGCUCAAUUUUUUUGCCCUGUACCCCCCCCCCCCAAAUGGCGCUCUCCGUCUCCCUAAAAAAAAGCUCAACAACAACUUUGAUCUGAAUGCCUUUUAAAAAGGGCCUUCCUCCUCCCAAAAAAAGCUCAACAACUUUGACUUGAACCCCCCAAAAGGGGGUAGAUCACUGCCAGUUUUAAACUCUGUAAGUAGAUCGCAGUCUCUUGGGAGUUGGCCACCCCUGUGGACCUAGCAGAAUCAGAAGUGUGGGGGUAGGGAUGCUAUUUUUCACAAAGUCAGUCUGUGUUCUUGCCCACCCUAAAUUACCACCAUGCCUGUUGUCCAGCUUGUUCUCCAUCUCUCAGCAUCGUUUUUGUCUCAUCCACUGGGAGAGAGCAACUGAGUCAGAAAGGGGUAAUAAUUAUAAAUAUAUAUUGAAGCUAAAUGGAAACAUGCCAGUAAAUCCUAGAUUUGAGAUCAAUUAGGCAAAUAAGUUUAAGAUCUUUUUUUUUAAAAAAAAAGAUCUCCACCCCAUUCAGUUCCCAGCUUUUAGGAAUAGAAGUAGGAAGUGAUGAGGUGAUGUCAAGAGGUGUUUUGGCCUGGAUGUUUGAAGAAGCAUAAAUCUAGGGGAAAGAGGUGAGCGCCUUUUUAUGGGAGCAAGGAUUGUGGCUCAUGCUUGGAUUGACAAACUUCUUCUAUUUGUACAUGUUCUUUGAAGUCCCUUUGGUUGAAAGGUGGGGUGCUGAAAACAGAUAGCAGGGAAGGGAAUUCUACUAGCCAAAUCCCACUGAUAAAGAUUUGGAUAAUCAGCCUCAUUGUGCAUUGUGAACCCCAUGGGAACAAUAAGAGAAGUGUUGAUAUUAAAUUGGUUAACCUGUGUGGAGAGGAAAACUACAGAAGUAGGUGAGGAGCUGGUGAUAAGAUGGAGGAAAGGGGCAAAAAAUGAUGGGCAGAGGUGGGGUCUGAGGAGAGCCUGGGUUGGGGUAGUGGCCUCUGAGGAUGGGGAUUGCAGGAAGUGUCCAGGCUUGCUGUUUCCUUGACCUCCAAGAACAGGUCAGUGUUCUUAUUGAAAAUCCAGUCUAGUCUGAGAAUGCUCUUGUCGUGUUAUACCCUGUGUAUGUAAAUUGGAAAUGUUUUCAUAGUCUUUUUCCUUCAAAAUAAAUAAAAAGGUUAUUUAACAAACAAAAAAAUGCUCUUGUUGCUGGCUGAAGUUGGCAUAUGAGUCAUUUGCUGUACCAUCCAUGCUGCUUUCUCAUUUGCUUCUCGGCUCAGUUUGGAUCGCUGGUUAUUUAUCUUUUAAGGCCGAAAUCCUGUACCUAACCAGGAAGGGAGUCCCAUGGAACUGCUGAGUAAACAUACAAAGCAUUUCACUGCACAGGCCCUAAAUGAUGGCAAAGAACCAAGAUGCCAAGACUCCUCUUUACUCUAGGCCAGUGGUUUUCAACCAGUGUGCUGUGGCACCCUGGGGUGCCGUGAGCAACACUGGCCUUUUUCUUUCCCUCCCUCCUCUGAUGCCCCCUCACGGCUCUGCCUUGAGAGGACGCUGAGGGAACCCUCCACAAGGGAGGGUGUUCAAAAAAGGGUGAGAGGCUGCAAGCUCUGCAGGAAAGGGGUGACAUAACUGGGCUCCUGAGCCCCACAGGGGUGCCGCAGAAAGAAUGGAGUUGGUCAAGGGAGCCGUGGACUCAAAAAGGUUGAAAACCUCUAGGCUAGCCUUCCCUUGCUGGCUGACCAGAGUAGGAAUCCGGCACCUACCUUGAGGAAGGCUGCCAGCUGCUUCUUGCCAUAUUCACAUGGCUGUUUUCUGAGGUUAAGGGGAGAGGCCUUGUUGUACAUCCUUCAACGUACCGGUACAUCUGUGGCUUGUUUAGCAGGAGCAUGUGAUAGGACCUUCUUUGUUGCUGAAUGCCCUUCCCCAAAAGAUUGAUUUGGCUGCCUUCCCGAUGACACUUUGUUCCAAGCUGAAGACUUUUUGUUGUUGUUCAAUAGGCUUUCAAUUUCUUAAAUGUUUUUAAUGUGUGUUCUUGAUCAGACUUUUUGCCCGCUUCCUAGUUGCUACACUAGUGGGUUUAUAUUUUCUGCUGGUUUAUGUAUUUAACCUUUGGUUUCUGCGUUGUUGCCUCGUGCGGUUUUUAUGGUGUUGAAUCACGUUUGCGCCAUUCUCUAGCACCUCAUUGAGUCGGCAAAGCAGGACAGAAAUAGCGAGGGAAUGGUUAUUUUGUCGGGUGAUGCGUUGGUAGCUUUGAAGGAAAUGUUCCAGAGUUGCCAAAGGGAACUUGAGACUUUUAUGCUGACGUUGUAGGCUGAAAAGAGGAAUCAAAUGAAUUAAAAAAAACUGAUAAAAAAGAACAAACCUUGACUACAGCUGGGAACUAGCAAAGAGAGGACUUGAGUAACAAUGCACUGAGUAACAUUAAGAAAACAAAAACAAACCAGCAGUAGAUCAAAAGGAAGUGCCAUAAGAUCUGCUAGCAAAUGGCUCUGAGGGGAAGAAAUGGAAAAGUACAGGGAGGAAGUAGAAACCCCCCUACAACCCCCACUACAGAUGAGCCAUUGACGGAGUCACGGAUGACACGCCUGCACACGAGAGCCAACCCUUUCACCCUCCUGCCUGAGGAUGAGCAAGCUGUGGGGCUUGCAGAAUGGUGACCUGGAGCAGAGUCUUCCCGCCAUUGCAUCCUCUCUUUCGCACAGCCCGGGCUUCUCCUCGCACCACUUCUUCUCUCCCGAGAGGAGGCGAGCCAUAUCUGACGUGCGUCGGACCUUCUGCCUCUUUGUGACCUUCGACCUUCUCUUCAUCUCGCUCCUCUGGAUAAUUGAACUGAACGCCACCAAAAGCAUCCAGGAGAAUCUGAAGUAUGAAAUCAUCGAGUACAACUUUAAAACGUCCUUUUUUGACAUAUUUCUCUUGGCUUUCUUCCGGUUUUCGGUGUUGCUCCUGGGAUAUGCUGUCUUCAGGCUCCGCCACUGGUGGGUCAUUGCGAUCACUACAUUGGUUUCCAGUGUCUUCCUGAUUGUGAAAGUUACCCUUUCGGAUCUGCUGAACAAAGGGGCUUUUGGCUAUCUCCUGCCCAUCGUUUCCUUUGUCCUUGCCUGGCUGGAAACAUGGUUUCUGGAUUUUAAAGUCUUGCCCCAAGAGGCUGAGGAAGAGCAAUGGUACCUGGCAGCUCAAGCUGCUGUGGCCCGAGGACCCUGCCUUUAUUCAGGGGCGCUUUCAGACGGACAGUUCUACUCCCCUCCGGAAUCCGUUGCAGGAUCAGAAGACUCGGAUGAUGAACUUUUGGGAAAGAGGACAUUAACUGACCAGGAAAGAGAAUAUAUCCAACAAGGCAAAGCAGCAAUGGAGGUGGUCGACCAGAUCUUAGCCCAAGAGGAGAACUGGACAUUUGAGAGAUGCAGUGAGUUUGGCGACACGGUUCACUCUCUGGAAAUGCCAUUCUACGGCAAGGUAUUCAUCCUGAAGGCAAUUCUACAAUGUCCUGCCGAGAUAGUUUACCAGGAGAUGAUUCUUCAGCCGGAGAAGAUGGUCCUGUGGAAUAAAACCUUGUUAGCAUGCCAGAUCUUGGAACGGAUUGAUGACAACACAACUGUAUCCUAUGAUGUGGCAGCUGGUGCUGCUGCUGGCGUUGUGUCACCCAGGGACUUCAUAAAUGUGCGUCGGAUUGAGAGAAGGAGAGACCGGUACAUUUCAUCAGGGAUGGCGACAGUUCACAGCGCACGUCCCCCUACUUCCAAAUACGUCAGAGCGGAAAAUGGUCCAGGUGGUUUUGUUGCUCUGAAAUGUCCCACUAAUCCGAACCUCUGUACCUUGUUCUGGAUACUCAAUACAGACCUCAAGGGCCGGCUUCCCCGCUACCUCAUCAACCAAAGCUUGAGCGCCACCAUGACGGAAUUUCUUUUCCACCUGCGCAAACGUGUUAUGGAGGUCAUGGCGAGGUCUUAGGUUCUUGGAACUCCUUGCUCUGAUGUUGCCUUUUAAGCGUGCUCAAACCCAACAAGGUCCAAAGAACUGGAGUAUCUUCCUUCUUCUUCUCCUCUCUCUUCCUGCCAGAGAACAAAGACAAUAUCUCACAGCUGACGUUCUGGAUCAGGCUGAAGAGCCUUUCCCUGUGUCUUCAGGUUGUCAGCCAGGUAAAGGGCUGAAGGUGAUGACCAAAUGGCUAGAGGGAGGUCGAGACAAAGCAGGUGGUCCGUGUCCAAGCGAAUUGGUGAGAAGCACCAAGGUGGUUUCUUUGAGCCUUUCACUGAUGAUCAAAGUUAACAUUGCUACUAGAACUUGAGCCAUGUAUGGAUUCCGAUGUGCCAAAUUCCUUCAUGAUCAUGCUUCCAGAAUCUGCUAAGUGCUUACCUGUAUAGCCCCAUUCCUUUCUCCCUGGGUGUAAUCAUGAUUUGUGUGUCCAUAAACUUAUCCAAUUGCCUUCCAUGGCGGAACAGAAGAGCACCAUCAGAUAACCUGCACACGGCUGAAGUGCAGCAGAUUAAGCCAGAAAGUGCCCCAGGCACUGCUACUGGUCGUCCACCGAUUGGCAUAGCUGUGACGGCGUCAGGAGGUUUUAUUGCCCGAAUGUUUGGAUGAAAUUUGCCUAUUGUAUGCUUGAAGAGAUAAUGCCCAGAGAGAACGAAAUCUCCUGUCCCCUGUCAAGUACAUGGUCUUCAGUGGUGCACCAAAACUGACACCUUGGCUUGAAAGCAUUGCUGUUCCCAGUUCUGUGUUGCUUUAUUUUCCAGUUUUCUCCUUCUGCCCAUGAGUAGCAAAGGCUAUGAAAUAAGCUUCCGUAGACUAAACUGACCCAGUGGUUGGUUGGUGGUUCCUGGGUUUGAUUGUGGCCUCCUCAUUCUGGAGUAGGCUUCAAAUGUUAGUAAUGGAGGCCAAGACCUAUAAUCAGUUCUAUUGACUUGUUCAAUAUAUAGAGAGGCCAGAGCCCUUAUCUGCCACUCCUGUGUGUGUGUGUAGUGGAGGAGGAGCAUCCUUGGAAACUUCCUGCCUGGUGCCUAUCGGAGCUAAGCCUUGAAAGCAGCCUGUUGUUUCAUGAAGCCUGAGCUGGGUUUGCCAUAGAAGUGAGACUAGUAUAGACCUAUCACCAGAGCAGUUGUUUAUUGUUAACCUCCUUCCUUCACUCCCCAAAGUCCUUAAGUUGCCUUCCUCUGCUCUCCUGCAUUCGCUGUUGAUAACCAGUAUUCUCCAGGUGAAAAACUGCGUAGCUCAUGAAUCAAUCUUCAGAGCCUUGAGUUCUGUGUCUCUCUCCCCACACCCCGCCUUGCUUGGGUGUAGAAAGCUGGAGAUGUGGUAGACAUAACAUCUAUAGGCCUUUUGGUCUGCCAUUGACUGAAUUUGCCUUGAGUGGAAUCGGCAUUUCCAAUCCCUUCAAAGGAUCAGCUUUGGGACACAGGAGGGUGGGGCAGAAGUGAAAUGCCUUUGCUUCAACAUAAUAAGUGCAAUAAUCCUGGCACAGAGCUAACGUGCAACGUACCAGAAGUGUCCAAAGUUCUCGGCCUCAAAUGUCAGCUGUUGUCCAAGCCAUUUGGGUUAAACCACACUGACUCCUGUGAUUCUCCACUGCAUUGAGGCAGCUUUCAGCAGAAGUAGUAUGGGGGAUUGCACAGAGAUUGCAGCCUUAAAGCAGAUAUUUUUUUGUUCUCUCCCAAUCCCACUGCAGUCUGGCUCGUAUGGGUGGGAGAUGACUUCUCGAGCGAUUCCUGCACUUUUAAAGGCUCUAGAAUCAGAAUUAGUCUUGUAGCAAGAGUCACACAUGGGUGCUUGCUCACUCGGUGCAUUUUAAGACCCCAAGGCAGGACUUGAAAUCAAAAGGUUGAAAUGAGAGCAAAUAAAUAUAUAUAUUCUGCACUGGAUUUCUUGGGAGGAGUAAACUGCACGCCUGGCUUACCCAACAACAGGGCAACUAGCAUGUGUGCCAGACCUGUUCUUGCAGGCGUAUUUUCAGCAGUGGAGCCCCCCCUCACUUUUGUAUACUGGUUUCUCCCCUUUACCUUGCCUCUGUUUGUGUGUUUUGUGCAGUGGGUGGAACUUGUAGGAAGUCCUGUCCCCUCCAUCUGAUAUCUUUGUCGGAAUAGGGAGGCUUAUAAGAGGCUUUUUCCUAUUGCAGUUGUGGGGGGGGGGAGUUUCCAGACACCACAAUAGGCUUCCAGGGAUGAAAAAGAGGCUCACCAUCCAGGGAAAUGGUCUGAAGUGACUCACUUUACAAUAUUUCUGCAUUUUUUGCUGGCAUCGGAGAUUUGCAGGAGUUCCCGUUUCUAAGAAUCGGCUAUUAAUCUUAUUAAAGCGCCUUGGGUUGUUCGUAAGCAUUUCAAAUGGACUGUGAAAAGGGAGGCUUACAGACUUCGUGAAUCUAAUGCACAGAAACUGUUUUCUUUGAUGUGUGCGUGGGGAGUGGACCUGCACACCUCAUUUAAAAAGCCACUUGAAUAACACAUAUGCCUUUUGCAUUGAUUCUUCGUUACUUGAUCUAAUAAAAUCUAGUGACAACUUUC